Messenger RNA from Cercospora beticola, 1158 nucleotides. NCBI's taxonomy places the organism in Eukaryota, Fungi, Ascomycota, Dothideomycetes, Mycosphaerellales, Mycosphaerellaceae. The record is from RefSeq and is a predicted model, not a curated record.
AUGUCAGUCUCCACUCACCAUGUCGGCAUACCGCCGACGGAGAUACCCUCUCCUGUACCGAGUGACACAUCUUCAUCGACUCGGCAAGGCGAACAAGACUCGCCGAUUGUGCCUCGAAGAACAGUGCGAGCAGGUAGAUCACCAGUGCGACCACUUCUAAGAACAUCCUUCCGCAAUUUCACUGGAACAGCAACGGUCAUCGUUGGAGAAGCUGGCAACAAGACUCGACCCCAGACGCAGUUCCUUGUACAUAAAGAACUGCUCACAUCAGCAAGUCCCUUCUUCGCUGCAGCACUCAACAGCACUUUCGCCGAAGGCAUGGAGCAGACAGUGCGUCUCCCAGAGGAAAAGCCCGAAUCAUUUGAGUGGUUCCUCCAGUGGCUCUACACUGGAACUCUAACAACCCAACCAACCGCCAGCCACGAUGCUACUCUCGGUCGCAGUACAGGCUACAUCCGAGACCACGGCGGCCAAAUCGUCCGCCUGGGCACCAGCAACGCCCUUUCACACCACCACCCAGCUCUCUACGACGUCCACCUAGACGGCGACCUCCGCAACCACGCCGGCAGUCCCAAAUACUUCCUCCUCUUAGACCUCUACUCCCUCAGCGACCGCCUCCUCACCACACCUCUCAGCAACCACAUCCUCAGCACCAUCGCCCGCCUCUCCGAAUCCACAAAUUCCGUCCCCACCCCUUCCGACACCUGGAUCCUCUACGACAACAUCCGCGACUCCUCCCCCCUCCGAACCCUAAUCCUCGACCUCUUCGCCUACAAAAAAACGGACAAACUUCUCGAAACUCACAAAGAUGACUGGCAUCCUCGUUUCCUCCGCGAAUUAGUCGUGAAAUUAAAACGACCGGGUCCUGAAGCGAUUGAACGGCAUAGUCUUGUGGCUUGGAGACCUCGGAGUUGGAGUUCGAGUAGGGCUUGUGAGGGUUGUAGAACGCUGUUGAAGCCGGGUGUUAGUGGGGAUAAGUGUUGUAGUUGUGAGAAGGCUUUUUGUGGGGAGUGUUUGAGACGGAAUGGAGGUGGGGGUGUGGAGGGGUUGGGGAUGGAGGGAGGGUUGCAGCAUGAUGGGAGUGGGUGUAAGCCUUGGAUGGGGAGGGGGAUGUGUUUGAGGUAUCAUGAGCAUGAGGGGGGUGAGGCUUGUGGGUGA